This is a messenger RNA of Candida albicans SC5314, 2877 nucleotides long. RefSeq names its product Age1p (gene AGE1). Gene Ontology annotation, biological process: intra-Golgi vesicle-mediated transport. Gene Ontology annotation, molecular function: GTPase activator activity. NCBI's taxonomy places the organism in Eukaryota, Fungi, Ascomycota, Pichiomycetes, Serinales, Debaryomycetaceae. The coding region runs from base 1 to 2877 and encodes 958 amino acids. The transcript has a single exon. The record is from RefSeq and is a predicted model, not a curated record. Gene Ontology annotation, cellular component: trans-Golgi network; endosome.
AUGGAAUUGCUUUCUCAGAUCUCGUUUCCCUAUUAUCAGGAAGAUGAUACAUGUGUCACUCUAAAUAAAUUGAGUUUUACGGAUGAAUUGGACUCCAAAAGAUCUGUGAUUGCCCUAAAUGAGAAAAAACAGGUUGACACAUUUAACACCAUAUACACAAACACACAGCAAAUAGUUCUCCAAUUGGCUUCAUAUAUUGAAAAUCCUGAUGAUGAUGAAAAAUCACAGUUUCCAUUGUUAAUUAAGAUAAGUCCAGAGUUUAAUAAAUUGAAAUUACAUGUUUCCAUCAAACCGGUCGUUGGAUUCGAGUCACGAUCGUUAAUUAUUGUGAAAUCAAGGGGCGUGACAGAUGUUGAUGUCUUGAAAAAUCAGUUGUAUGAUGAUAACACCCAAGAUAAACCCAUGACUGAAUUGUCAAAGUUGGAGUAUAGGAAAUUACCAAUAGAAGAAAAUAACCAUAGUUUCCAAAAAAUAAUAAUUAACGAUUUUUUCGACCCCAAAAUUGUGAAUAAUACCAAAUUGAACAUUUCUUUAUGGGAACAUGAUUCAACGUCCAAUGAGUUUCGUCACUUUCUUAAUUUUAGUGUAUGGAUCGAUAAACUAGCUCCUGUUGAAACGCCGAUAAACCGCUCACUGUUUUCUUUGGCAACAAAGGGCCAACCAUUGGAAGAAAAAUCACCAGAAAGCAAAUUGUUUAGUUUGGGUGAUUUCAGAAAGGAGUUUAAGAUUGAUAUUGAGGAUGGGCCCGAGUUCAGAAAAACAUUGACGCGAUUGGAAAAUAAUAUCCCCUGGGCUAAGAAAAUAUAUUCUAAUUUAGUUGACGAAUUUAGGGUAUUGGAAUCCAACGUUAGGAGGGUGACAACUUCAAAAAUCAAAGUAAUGGAUACUAUAGAUCAGAUUGUUGAUCUUGAAUCUACAUCUUUGUUGAAAGAGUUUGGAUUCAAACUGGAUUUCCACAUAGUAUUUAAAGCCAUGUUUGAGCCAUUUGAAAAGAAUCUCAAUUUCUUUUUUGAGAAUGUUUGUGAUCAUAAACUUUUGAAUAAAAUAUAUGCCAAUAUCGGGUUUACUCAAAUUGAUUCGAGUGCUGUUUAUUUGGAGCUACAAAAGAAAUUUGAAGCAGACUCGAAAGAAUAUUAUAGUUGGCUAAAUAAAUACCUUUCAAAUGAAAAAGAACGACCAGAACUGAAGCUAUUAGCCAAAAGAAAAGUUUUUGAAUUAUCAAAAUUUGAUUACUUGAACAGCUUAACAAAAGUUACAAAUAAUCAAUAUGUGAAUGAAGUACUUGAAAACUUUUUCAAAUUUCUUAAUUUAAAAUAUGAUCCACGUUAUCCACGGUUAUUGGAUUACCAUAGUUUCAAGGAUAAGAAAUCUAACCAGAAUCUUCUUGGUGAUAAUUAUCAAAUAUAUAUGAAUGUGUUGCUAAGAUUUAACAGUGAGAGAUAUCAAUUUAGACAGAUGAUUGAGGCUUGUCAAACUAACGAAGAGUUGACUAAUUUGAUUCGAUGCAACAGACUAAAUCAUAAACUGGUCUCCACCAGUAGCAGCUCUCCUUCUACAUCGACAGCCUCUCCACACAAUCUUGUCACUUCCAGUAUUGAUGAGUUCAUUAUCACAAAAGAGAACUGGGAUCUAAUAUUUAAUGAUAGUAAACCCCCUGAUAAUGAAAUUGGUCCUGACGAUUCAGAGAAAUCGGGAAUCUUAUUCACUUUAGGAGGACAGAAAAAACAAGGAUGGCAUAAGGAAUGGGUGGUUUUGAAGAAAGGUCAAUUAAUAGAGUAUGCUGAUUGGAGAAAAGGCAGAACUCCAAUAAAUAAACCAAUAGAAAUAGCUUUGGCAAAUGUAAAGGCAAUAACUCACGAUAAAAGGCAAUUCUGUUUUGAGGUAUUAACUUCCACGGGUUCAAAGCACGUGUUUCAAGCUUUUGAUAAUGAUGACCGUAAUAAAUGGGUGAAGGCAUUACACAAUGCUGGGCAAUUGAUUAAUACGAAAAGAUUGGAACAAGCUCAUGCCAAAUCGUUAUCGCAGGAGGGAAGAAAGAAAACUAUAGGCAAGCUAAUCACCGAGUUUAAGGAUAAACCUAUAAUUCCUGGGCAAGAUAGAUCAAUUUCACCUAUUUCCUUAACAUCAAAGGCACCACCAAUUGAAAAGGACUAUUUGCAAAUGGUCCGUUCUGCACCUGAUAGUGAUAAUAGUAUUUGUAUUGAUUGUGGCUCAGCGGAACUGGUAGAAUGGAUUUCAAUAAAUACUUUAACAUGCUUUUGUAUUAAUUGUGCUUCGUGUCAUCGAAAUAUAGGUUCACACAUCACCAGAAUAAGAUCCUUGAAAAUGGACAAGUUUGAGAAUGAAACUGAAUUGUUAUUGAAAUAUAUUAAUAAUCGGGUAGUAAACUCAUACUUGGAAGAAAACUUACCUUCAAAGGAAAAAAUCACUUGUGAUGUUGAUAAUGAAACCAGGUUGAAUUUUAUUAGAAACAAAUAUCAAUUGAAAAAAUACAAGUCUAUUAUUCCUGAUAUUGAUAACCUUUUAAUCAAAGCUAUACAAAAAAUCAAUGUCCCCGACGCAUUAAAAUAUAUUCUUUGUGGUGCUGAUAUCAAUUUGAAUAUUCAAAUAAACAUACCUAAUAGAAACGAAUAUUUGGUGAUUACGUUAUUUGAAUAUUCCUUGAGAAAAUAUAUUGAAAUCAAAGAGGAGCAUGAUCGUGAAUUAGGGUAUAAACCCAAAAAGUUGUUUAUUAUUUCGGAGUUGUUAAUUUUAAAUGGGUGUAAAGUUUCUCAACAUAUCAAAGAUUUGCAAAAGGAAGAUUUGGGGUUGACUGAUGCAGCAGUGGAAUACUGGAAAAUUCGGAGUUUGAAAUUAAGUGGAGGCAAAGCAAGUUAA